Molecule: messenger RNA, 1340 nt
Organism: Syngnathus acus (greater pipefish)
Lineage: Eukaryota; Metazoa; Chordata; Actinopteri; Syngnathiformes; Syngnathidae
Gene: fhl2a
Product: four and a half LIM domains 2a
Exons: 6
Coding region: 128-967 (279 amino acids)
Cellular component (GO): nucleus; Z disc
Molecular function (GO): transcription coregulator activity
Source: RefSeq, a predicted model, not a curated record
AAUUAGCCCUUCCUGGGUGGAGUAAUGCAAUUGACUAGCGAUCUCCCAGAGAGUCUUGCCUCAGUCUGAUCCAGACUCCGCACAGGCACAAACUUCUCACACAAGAAGCGAUCAGUCGUGGGUGAAAAUGACAGACCGCUACGACUGCCACUACUGCAAGGAAUCCCUGUUUGGGAAGAAGUACGUCCUGCGAGAGGAAAAUCCCUACUGUGUAAAAUGUUACGAGAGUCUGUACUCCAACACUUGCGAGGACUGCAAGAAACCCAUUGGCUGCAAUACCAGAGAUCUGUCUUACAAAGACCGCCACUGGCAUGAAGAGUGCUUCAAGUGCUUCCAGUGCAAGCGCUCCCUGGUGGACAAGCCCUUCUCCACUAAGGACGAGCAGCUCCUGUGCACUGAGUGCUACUCCAACGAAUACUCCUCCAAGUGCCACGAGUGCAAGAAAACCAUCAUGCCCGGCUCCAGGAAGAUGGAGCACAAGGGCAACAGCUGGCACGAAACCUGCUUCACCUGCCAGCGAUGCCAGCAGCCCAUUGGCACCAAGAGCUUCAUCCCCAAGGAUAACCACAACUUCUGCGUGCCCUGCUACGAGAAGCAGUUCGCUAUGCAGUGUGUGCAUUGCAAGAAGCCUAUCACCACUGGCGGCGUGACCUACCGUGACCAGCCUUGGCACAAGGACUGCUUCCUGUGCACCAGCUGCAAGCAGCAGCUGUCUGGCCAGAGGUUCACCUCCAGAGACGACUUUGCCUACUGUCUCAACUGCUUCUGCAACCUCUACGCCAAGAAGUGUGCAUCCUGCACCACGCCCAUCAGCGGCCUCGGAGGCAGCAAGUACAUUUCCUUUGAGGAGCGCCAGUGGCACAACGACUGCUUCAACUGUAAGAAGUGCUCAGUGUCCCUGGUGGGCCGCGGCUUCCUGACCGAGCGUGACGACAUCCUGUGCCCGGAGUGUGGCAAAGACAUCUGAAGGACGCCGCUGCACGCAUAAUUUGCAUACACACACACAUAGAAAUGCUCAUUGAGCAUACGCGGCACCACGCUGCAGUCUCGUUACUCCAUUCUAAUGUUCAAUGGGGUACGGCAUAGCAUAUGACAAGAACCGAAGAAUAACGCUAACAAUAUAACUACUUGCAUGAAUGUAGAGGACAUGUUUGAAAAUAUGAAUUAUUGUGUAGAAUCGACAUGAACUCAGAUUGCAUGCUUCUAAUGUUACUAAUCUCUUUGUUGCAUGGAUUCGCCUCUGUGCCAUUUGGUGUUAAUGACUUGUGUAAAAUUUAGAAAUGCAUGGAGUCAGAUUUAUGAAUUUAAGAAUGAUCCAAAAUAAAGUGUUAACAAAGGCA